AUUGAUGAUUGAGUGAAUGAAUGAAUGGACGACUUAGUAGGUCGCACUUUACCCCUGAAGUUUGGCUCGUCUUUUGAGUCCAAACCAAGUUCCCAGUCGCCCUCUUGUGGUGGAGACAAGUACCACACUGUGAAAUAUGAUUUCAAACCGGCCUCUCUCGCCCGCCACUUGCCAGGAGAGGUCGUCGUUCAGUCAGAUCGGGAGGUCACCAUCAGUCUCCCCCAGACAGUCGCCCAGUUCGCAGCUGGAGCUGGCGAGGAACCAGUGCCAGAGGUCAUCACAGAAGAUGUAGUCUACAAAGGAAACAAAAAACCAGCUCAGAAGGAAUGCGUGCUCAUAAUCGACCACGAGACGGGCGAAGUGACUUUGGAAAAGCUUGAGUCUGUCAUAAUGGUGAAGAAGACACGCAAGGAAAGAACGCCGGCUCAGAUAGCGGCUUUGAACAGACAACUUCAGCAGCAGUCACAGAAUAGUAACAACGCAACGGACGAGACUGGAGCCUCUCAGAAAACAAAUGAAGAUCCGACGGUUUGUUCUGGAUUACCAGAGGCAAUGGACGAUUCGUCCUCAUCAAAUAUUAUGCCAGUGGCGAAGUCGACAGAGCCAGAAAAGAAUGAAGCCAGAGGAAAAACGAAAAGGUUGAAGACGAAAAAGGAGCGUGCUGAGAAGUCUGAAAAAACUAGUAAACUUAACAUAUCCCCCAAAUCAUCCAAAGUUCACGAUGCUACACUUGGUGCUUCGGAGGCCAACAACGCUGUUUCUCUUCCGCAUAAAAGUUUAUCAACUGAAUCGAAUAACUUGCCUUUAUUUAGUCAUCAUUCGUCGAGUUUUGGCGUUUCGAACCAAUCACAAAGUUAUAAUCAGAAUCAGAAUGUUAUCAUAGACGAUAUGGCUAGUGCUUCUUUGCCAAUGGUUAAGGAAAAGGUAAAAAAGACAAAAGAAAGCAGCUCUAAAGAGGAGAAAAAUCUGAUGGGAAGAGUAAGCAGGCUAAGCAGCAGUGGAAGUGAUUCGGACUCGUCCGGAUCCAGUUCGGGAUCCGACUCUGACUCGUCCUCGGAUAACGGCGAAAAGGAUACUAAAGAGAAAGAGGGAGCGAAUAAAGUGCAAUUUAUACUAGGCAGUCAAGAAACGAGAAGAGAACACGCAAUGGAUGUCGAGGCGCGGAUGAAUCCAGGAAACUCAUCCUUGACUGGAUUCGAUUUAAGGGAUGACCUUCAAUUGAGUGAUUCUGAUUAGGUUGGCAUCGUCGCCGUCGCGUUCAGGUCUCACACUCCGGUCACAGCCGUGGUUCCUUUGGGUGGAAAGUGGCUCCAAUUUCAGUAACUGCGACGUCUAGUGAUUCUGGUUGCAGCGCCUGUUUCGCUGAAUCACCAAGCCGUCCAAAGGGGAAGUGAUAGCAAAGCUGUGGUGGUGGUGUCCAGUUUCAUCUUAACUGAAUCUGUGGAGCACGAGACAAAGGAACGGUUUGGUUUUAUAGCGUGAUCGAAAAUAGAAAAAAUGGCUGAAAACUUUUUUUUUUAAAAUUGGAGAUCAUUUGAGCCAUCUCCCCAUCCCCAUUCGCGUAGGGAAGAGAUAGCUCAAUGUGUACUUGAAACAUAUGUUUAUAACCACUUGAAAGUAGUUUGAAUGAUAUGAAAUCAUACACUAAGUUUUCCAACGAAUGUGGAACGCCAAAGUUUACAAUAUCAAAGCUCAAAAAAUUCACUCAGAGUGAAAAAAGAAUUAAUAAAACUGACGCAUAUAAAGCUACUUUUCUCUCCUAAAGGGAAAAAGAGCUAUUGCGUUCAGUUUUAAGGUGUCGCUGAGAACCGUUUUUGCUAUUCAGAUACAAGGUUAGAGCACCAACUCAAGUAUUUCGCUUUCCUCGAUGACGCCAUGGUCGCCCAAACAAAAGUUUGCGAAAUUUUUAAAACUAAAUUUCAAUUUUUUUUUUCGAAAUUUUUCUCGAUACUCAUAUAAAAUAAAAUUCAGUCGUCAUUUGAUUGCAUGCUACGAACACAUUAACUAUAUACUUGCGUUUGCUGACGUCUUUUUGUUUACCGUUUUUGCGGGGAGAUAGCUCAAUUGGUU
Messenger RNA from Symsagittifera roscoffensis, 2070 nucleotides. Its product is annotated as ELL-associated factor 1-like. The record is from RefSeq and is a predicted model, not a curated record. Bases 25 to 1236 code for a protein of 403 amino acids. Gene Ontology annotation, molecular function: transcription elongation factor activity. Gene Ontology annotation, biological process: transcription elongation by RNA polymerase II; regulation of DNA-templated transcription. The transcript is spliced from 3 exons. Lineage: Eukaryota; Metazoa; Xenacoelomorpha; Acoela; Convolutidae. Gene Ontology annotation, cellular component: super elongation complex.